Episyrphus balteatus (marmalade hoverfly) is the source of this 1944-nucleotide messenger RNA. It is a transcript of the gene ArfGAP1, whose product is annotated as ADP-ribosylation factor GTPase-activating protein 1. The coding region runs from base 297 to 1742 and encodes 481 amino acids. The record is from RefSeq and is a predicted model, not a curated record. Gene Ontology annotation, biological process: regulation of ARF protein signal transduction; regulation of endocytosis. Gene Ontology annotation, molecular function: GTPase activator activity. NCBI's taxonomy places the organism in Eukaryota, Metazoa, Arthropoda, Insecta, Diptera, Syrphidae. Gene Ontology annotation, cellular component: Golgi membrane. The transcript has 6 exons.
AUUUAUUUCAUUUUUUUUGCAAUAAAAAUCUGCAACCAAUUUUGUGUUUUUUUUCGAAUAAAAAAAAGAAAAAAAUAAUGACCAUUCACUUAAUUACUUUACAUUAAAAUCAAUUAACAAAUAAACAAAAUGAAGAGAUAAAAAAAAACCUUCAAACAAGAAAACUCUUUGUUUUAUGAAAGUAAAAUCCAAUCAGAAACAGAAACAUUUUUAUAACAAAACCAAGAGAAAAAACUACUCAACAAAACUCCAAAAACUCCUACAGAAUAUUCUCUAAUUAAUUUCUUCAAUAAAACAUGGCAAGUCCAAGAACACGUCGUGUUUUGCAAGAGCUCAAACCCCAAGAUGAAAAUAGUAAAUGCUUCGAAUGCGGAGCCCAUAAUCCACAAUGGGUUUCAGUAACUUAUGGCAUAUGGAUAUGCUUGGAGUGUUCGGGUAAACAUCGUGGUCUCGGGGUGCAUUUGUCAUUUGUGCGUUCAGUCACAAUGGACAAAUGGAAAGACAUUGAAUUGGAAAAGAUGAAAGUUGGUGGCAAUCGCAAGGCCAGAGACUUUUUUGACGAUCAAUCUGAUUGGAAUGACAGUGCACCAAUUCAACAGCGUUAUAAUUCAAAAGCUGCUGCAUUGUAUCGCGAUAAGAUUACCACAUUGGCACAGGGCAAAAGUUGGAAUUUGAAAGAGGCUGAGAAGGGUUUACCUUCACGUUCUGGUGGGGGAUUUGGUAAUAGUUCUUCAUCAACAACAGGAGGCAAUUCAAUUUCGCAUUCAAAGAGUAGUGGUUCGUUUACUAGCAAUCAAGGACAUUCAUCAACUGGUGGUGGGUCGACUGGUGGCUAUCAGAAUGGAGGUGGCUAUAAUGACAGCAAUUUGACUUAUCAAAAUUUGAAUAGCCAAGAAUUCAAAGAUCAGAAGGAGGAUUUCUUUAAUAAAAUGCAGGAGCAGAAUGCAACGAGACCUGAUCAUUUGCCACCAAAUCAAGGAGGUAAAUACUCUGGCUUCGGAUAUACUCGUGAUCCACCACCAAAGACUCAAUCCCAGGAAAUUCUUGAUUCAACUCUGUCUUCGUUGGUUUCGGGCUGGAGCUUAUUGUCAUCUGGAGCAUCUAAAAUUGCAGUAACAGCUAAAGAAAAGGUUGUGACGUACGGUAAUGUGGCAUCUAGCAAGAUUAGAGAUGGUGGUUUGCUUGAAACCGUUAGCACUCAAGUGUCUGAUGUAGCUUAUAAGGUAACUGACAUAAGCAAACGGGGUUGGAGUAAUUUAGCCGGAAGUAAUAUUAACUCACCACAAGGCGGCUACACCGGAUUUAAUCAAGAGACACGUUCCGAAGGCGGAUAUCAACGAUCACAAUCGGCGGGAAAACUUUCUUCGCAAUCAAAUCCUAACGACAUUGAUUGGGGCUGGAAUGAGGACACUUUACAAUCCAAUCAAUCUUCUUUAUCCUAUCAGAAUGCAGUAAACACCACCGCAGACAACAACGGUGCAGACAGUGACGACUGGUCUGGCUUUGACACAAGUAGUUAUCAGAAUGCUUAUCAAAAUCAGCAAACUACAACAACAGAAACGAAAAAGACCACAGUGAAAACAUCAUCAACUACAACUAAAAAGAAUCUAAAACUUUCCAGCAACAAAUCCCAAGGUGAUGGGGAUGGUUUCGAGGAUUUAGACGUGAAAAAUGUCAAACCUAAAAAUGCAAAUCAAUUGAAUAAUGCAGAAGAUGAUGCUUGGAAUUUACUCAAUAACUAGAAAGCUCAGAAUUUCUUUGAGAGUUAUUCAUUUGUUUUUUUUUUUUUUAGGUUUAUAUAAAAUUGUAAUCGAAAAAGAGAUAUAAAAUAUUUAAUUAUUAUUAUUUUUUUUUGUCAUUGUCCAUGUAAUACCGCACUGUUAUUCAAUUUACAACUUUUGUGGCAAACAGAAAAUUAAAUAAAAUUUAUAGAACAUUCGCAUA